Molecule: messenger RNA, 4836 nt
Organism: Fundulus heteroclitus (mummichog)
Lineage: Eukaryota; Metazoa; Chordata; Actinopteri; Cyprinodontiformes; Fundulidae
Product: gamma-aminobutyric acid receptor subunit beta-3
Exons: 10
Coding region: 783-2306 (507 amino acids)
Biological process (GO): signal transduction; nervous system process; regulation of membrane potential
Cellular component (GO): GABA-A receptor complex; synapse; membrane
Molecular function (GO): neurotransmitter receptor activity; extracellular ligand-gated monoatomic ion channel activity; GABA-A receptor activity
Source: RefSeq, a predicted model, not a curated record
AUAGUUUGUUUAUAUUAGGCCAAUCUUUUUUUUUUAAACAUUUGCAAAAAGUCUAUCAAAUUACGCUAAUUUGCCAUAAAUGCGCGGUUACAGGUCCCAAAUCACCCAAAGCAGCUCCAGAUUCCUAGAACUGAACAUGUUGUGACUUUCUUGACGGUUUUAAAACGUCUGCUCUGCAACAGAAUCUCGCGUCGUUUUUUUCCAAACCCCGCUAACUUUUAUGUGUAGACCUGACUGCAGCUUGCCUCGUCGUGGACAUUUUUUGCAGUGUGUUAAGUGCUGGGCUUCGUCUCUCGUUUGAACAAGCCUAGUGCCACCACCACCACUACCAGCAGCAGCAGCAGCAGCGUCCCUCAUCAAUAUGCGCUUCGGCUCUUCAAUUUAACAGCCUCUCUUACAUUUAGACCCAGGCAAAUAAUAAUAAUAAUUAAAAAAAAAAAAUCUAGAGAGAGAUCUAUAACACCCAAGCGAAGCCCAACAUUCCCGUCGGGGGAGGCGAUGUCAACCACAUUCCACAUUUGACUCCGUCCGCAGCAGACUUUUUCCGCGCCUCAGUCGACUUUCUUUCUCUCUUUCUUUCUCCUGCUGCUGUGUCUUUUUUUUUUUUUAUUAUUAUUCUUUUGCGAGGAGGGGAACCAUCCAUGGAUUUGCGCGCGAACAGACUGUUGAUUGCGGCGCAUGAGGUGUGCCUGUAAAACAACAGUGGAUCAAGAAUAGCCCUAAUUGUAGCAGGUAACAAUCAAAUCAAAUUAGAGGAGGGGGGGGGCGUUGAAAAGGCAACGAUGUUUGCUCUGCAGAAGGUUCGUCAAUUUCGCGCACUGUCCGCGCUGGUUGUCGGAGCGAUUGUGUGCUGCGCAAAAAGCGUCAACGAACCGGGCAACAUGUCCAUCGUGAAGGAGACGGUGGAUAAGCUGCUGAAAGGCUACGACAUCCGACUGAGACCGGACUUUGGAGGGCCCCCGGUUGCAGUGGGCAUGAGCAUAGACGUGGCCAGCAUAGACAUGGUGUCAGAAGUCAACAUGGACUACACGCUGACCAUGUAUUUCCAGCAGUACUGGAGGGACAAGCGUCUUGCCUAUAUAGGAAUCCCACUCAACUUGACUCUGGACAAUCGGGUUGCAGAUCAGCUGUGGGUCCCUGACACUUACUUCCUCAAUGACAAGAAGUCUUUUGUUCACGGAGUCACUGUCAAAAAUCGCAUGAUUCGCCUGCACCCUGACGGGACGGUCCUAUAUGGACUCAGGAUAACAACAACAGCCGCUUGCAUGAUGGACCUCAGGAGGUAUCCCCUGGAUGAGCAGAACUGCACUCUGGAGAUAGAGAGCUAUGGCUACACCACAGAUGACAUCGAGUUCUACUGGAAGGGAGGCGAGUCGGCUGUAACAGGGGUGACGCGCAUCGAGCUGCCGCAGUUCUCCAUUGUUGACUACAAACUGGUUUCCAGGAAUGUUGUCUUUUCCACAGGUGCCUAUCCUCGACUGUCUCUGAGCUUCAAGCUGAAGAGGAACAUCGGCUACUUCAUUUUGCAGACUUACAUGCCAUCGAUCCUGAUCACCAUCCUAUCCUGGGUAUCCUUCUGGAUAAAUUAUGAUGCAUCCGCAGCCAGGGUGGCUCUAGGAAUCACCACGGUGCUGACCAUGACCACCAUCAACACCCACCUGAGGGAGACGCUACCCAAGAUCCCGUAUGUUAAGGCCAUCGACAUGUACCUGAUGGGCUGCUUUGUCAUGGUCUUCUUGGCCCUCCUUGAGUAUGCCUUCGUCAACUACAUCUUCUUUGGGAGGGGCCCUCAGAUGCAGAAGAAGUUGGCGGAGAAAGCGGAGAAGGCCAAUAACGAGAGAGCGGCCAAGUACGAUGCGGCGAGGGAGGCAGGUAGUAGGACCGCGUCCCUAAAACGGUCCAAUCAGGUUAAAGGUCUUCGGCACUCACGCUCGGCCGAGCCGCACGGCCACGGAAACAUCUUGCUGACCACCUUAGAGAUCCACAACGAAGUGGCUGGAGGUGAGAUCACCACCAGCGUGGCAGACAUUAGGAACUCUCAGUCCAUGGUGCAGUUGGACAGCACGGCCUCGACACACAUCCAGUACCGCAAGCAGAGCGGGGGGAUCGGGCCGCGCUCCGCCAGCCGCCACUCCCUGGACCGGUCUGCCCAGAUGAAACGGAGCCGCCUACGGAGACGGUCCUCCCAGCUCAAAAUCAAAAUCCCCGACCUGACGGACGUGAACGCCAUUGACCGCUGGUCUCGCAUCAUCUUCCCAUCCGUUUUCUCGCUUUUCAACCUCAUCUACUGGCUCUACUAUGUCUGAUCAGAACUGUUUUAUUUUUUUUCUGUGUGUGUUCGUCGUCGUUUGACUUCCACAUCAUUUGUUCAUUCUCCUUUUUUUUCUGUUGCUUUUAUACGUGAUGGAAUCUGUCAAGUCAAAGACUGCAACACAGCAAGAUUAAAGCGAAAAACAGACUUAACAGAGACUACAAGGUUUUGGACCAAGUUCUCAUUGAAAUUGUUUUUAUAUAUAUAUCUAUAUAUUUGCAGUCUUUGAAUCCUGAGCACUGAGGUAUUUUUAUUUUUGAAAGUAUGUACUGUAAUUUGGAUUUGUGACAGUUUUCACCCCCCCCAAACAUUUGCCCUUAUUGAUGAUGUGUAAAUAGUCAAAAACAAAGCCAGCAAAUUUUACAAAAUAUUUGUUACAAAAAAAAAUACGGAAGGAGUUAAGUCAAUAUUUUUUUUUUUCCACUACAUGUUGAUCGGGUGCAGGCAAUAUCUAAAAUAAAUCCAUUAAAAGUGGUAUGCUAUGCAUUUUUAAUGUAUUUAGGCAUCUUGGAAUCGUAGUCAUGGCACAACUCUUCCAGAAACAGAAUAACAUAUUAUGUAUUUAUAGUGUUUAUAAUACUCUUGAUACUAUCUGCAAUUUAUCGAACGUUGAUCUGGUAAGCAAAAUAAUUUUAUCCUUCAGGAGGAUUUUUGUCUCAGGUUUAGAUUUUUUUUUUUAGUUUUUUGGAGACAAAAAAAAAAGAGAAACAAAGCACAAUUCAUAAAUAAAACUGCCAUUCUUUCCCAAUUUAACAGCAGAAUUUCAAGUGAUUGCAUGACAAAAAUUGCACUCAGAUUUUCAAAACUUUCACACAAAGUUUUUAUUAUUAUUAUUUUCUAAUCAAAACAACUGCCAAUGGCCCUUUGGGGCAAAAAUAGUUACUAUUUAACCCAUAAAAUAUCAUAUUUUUGUACUCCCCGUCUAUUUAUUUGUCUAUUUGAAUUCCUUACCUAUUGUUUAACUGAAGACCAGUUAUUUUAUUGUGACAGUAUAGCAGAAUUAAUUCAUGUUUUGUACAUAGGUGUGUAUAUAUAUGUGUAUACAUACGCUAUGUGUUCAACCCAAAAAUGAAAAUAAUAAUUUUGUGAUUGUCACUGACUCCCAAUAGUCAGAUAAUAUGUAUGAAGUCAGUUUUGAGCAUUUUAUCCAUUUUGGAGCAUGUAUGAAGACUCUGAAUACAUUCCUAACUUAGAGCAUCCUUCACAAAUCUGGAAAGCCCUAUAAAGAUGUGUAAAAAGCCGUUAAAAAUUUUUAUCUUCUGUUGCUGUAGAAAUACUUUACAGUGAAAAAUCUUGAAAAAUAUUUAUUAUAUAAUAUUUAAGAUGAGUGCAUUUGUCGAGAUGGAAAGAAUCCAUUUUAUUGAGUAAUAGUUGUUGUUUUUUGUUUUUUUUUUACCAAAUCAGACAGCACACAAGGUCCUCGAUCUCAGAGGAUUGAUUUGGAUGGUAUGAAAGACAUGACCCAUGUUUCCAUCCAAUUUUGCGAAUUUUGAGAAAACCUUUUAAACGAUGCAAAAAAGAGAAAAAAAAAGUGAAUUAAGCAUGUUUACAUCCACUGGUUCGGGGCAAACUAACCAGGCUACACAAAGCGUAGUUUCAUCAGAAGUUGACUUUACGCAUGGCUGUAAUAAACAGGAAGUAUAGGUUGCAAACUAGCUAAGGACCACAUACCGGAGACAGCUGAUUAGUCUUGAGCUAAAUGUUUGCUAUGUCAGAACUUAUUUGGGAAAUGUGUUUACGUUUUUCGCAUUAGCUCUUUUUUUAUUGUUGAAAACUCCCCCCAAAAAAAACACCUUAUUUUCAAAAUUAAAGAAGUUAUUUUACAUUUUGCCCUUUCAGUCAACCCUCUCUAGUGCAAUUCUUUAAGAUGAACCUAAAAAAAAAAAAAAAAAACAUUGAUUGAAACAGAGCUAUAGUUACGCUUUUUCAUACCCCUGUCCUUUCCGUCUUACUUUUUAGGACCUGUAAACAGAACAUUUCAUCCCAGUAUACUUAAACCAUUGGUUGUCAUAGUUAUUUAAUGAAUUCUGGAGAUAAAAAUGCUCCCCAUAUCUGUAAUUUUAUAUCAUUGUCUAAAAAAAACCUUUCAUUACAACUGGAUGUCCAAGCUGGUACAAAACCUCAUUUUGGCAGGUACAAAUUGACGCAUGGUCUGUUCAGCUCAGAAUUCAGAAGUUAAAAAAAAUGGCAAAGAGGCAAAAUGGCCGACUUCACACUGUAUAAAUGUACUCAAACCAAUAGAAGAUUAAUUUAUUUCAAGGCUUUGCACACGUCUUUAUCCCGGGUACCAAAAGGUGCGGCACGCCGCUGUACAAGCCGACCUUGCUGAGGUUCCGCUCCAGUCACUGUACGCACUGAAAAGUGAGCUCUGCAUUUCAAUGGAUUUCCCAGAAUACCAAGAUGGCCCCCGAUAAUCUGUCGGGUAAUUUUAAGCACAUACUAGCAUUGAAUGUAUCAGACCCAUUCUUCAGGGAGAGGAUAAUGAGCCAUGGUCAUCAUUUCUCCAUUAGAAUGUAACCCACCCC